AUGGAAUUGUUGCCCGUCAAGCACGGAGGGGAGUGGACCGGGCCUCUUGUUGCGUCGGCCUCGUAUUGUGCAUGUAUGGACGGAAAGAAGCGUGAAGGCAAAGUCACGGGAUUGGAGCGUGUCGGGAUGGCCCCCCACCUAGUCGCAGGCAUCGGUAGUGGGACAUGGCCACAGGCCGGCCCCCCUCCCCUCCAAGCCCCUCGUCCAUUGGAAGUAUCGCUGUCACGGUCAGGCAGCGCGGCGACGAGGCUGAAGAGGAGGGCGAGGCCGUGGCUGGUUGGAGUGGUGCGAGAACAUGCCGAUUUGAAGACGACAUGGACAUGGUCGAAACAGGACGACGACGCCUCGUCCAUGGCCGCCAUUGAACCGCCCGCUGCUUGUUCCGGACUUUGGUCUGUAUUGUCUCGUCUGCUAACGCAUCCUCGAUGGAGAGACAUCAGUGCGCACAGAGAGGGGCGCAUGGCUUUGCCGGACAACGACGCCUUCUUCACCGCCUAUUUUGCAGCUUGGGGGUGUGCGGGUGGCCGUGCUUGCGGGUGUACGCUCGCGUCAUCCACAGAUCUCCCGCGCGCGAAACAGGCUGCUGAAGGCUUUUUUGCCUUCUCCACAUGGGGGAGAGAUAAUGGGCUGGCGCUGGAUACACAUGGAGGCAGAGAGAGGCCAUGUAUCGACCACCGCGUUGGAUCGGCGCCAGGCAAAAAGCGGCCGUUGCUGGCCCUGGGACCUAGCAUGCACCGCUGCCUGUCGUGA
Bipolaris zeicola 26-R-13 is the source of this 750-nucleotide messenger RNA. RefSeq lists its product as uncharacterized. The transcript is spliced from 4 exons. The record is from RefSeq and is a predicted model, not a curated record. Lineage: Eukaryota; Fungi; Ascomycota; Dothideomycetes; Pleosporales; Pleosporaceae. The coding region runs from base 1 to 750 and encodes 249 amino acids.